Guillardia theta CCMP2712 is the source of this 810-nucleotide messenger RNA. RefSeq lists its product as hypothetical. Bases 1 to 810 code for a protein of 269 amino acids. The record is from RefSeq and is a predicted model, not a curated record. The transcript has 2 exons. Lineage: Eukaryota; Cryptophyceae; Pyrenomonadales; Geminigeraceae.
AUGCAAGAAUCUCGAGAGGGCAGGGGAAUGGCAGGGUCAAAGCUUGUCAAGAUCUACGAGACCCUUUGCGCGCUGAAAGAACAGUACGGUGUGAUCCAUGGUGAGGAGAAAGAUGAGGACAUCGCCCGAAGACUUGAUGAUGUCAUUGAUUGCGUGCAUGAGUUUGCGUCGACCUCUCUCGAUGACCAUGAGAGCGAGGUGUACGCGGCAGCCGUUAAGAGCUGCAAUGAAGGACAGAGCGACCGACACCAUGAGGUGUCUAGUUCCCCAUCAACGGAUCGGACAUGCGAGAAACCCACCUCUGGCCAAGAGCUCAAGGAACAGCUCAAAUCGUACGAGGCUAGGAUAGCUCAGCUGGAAGAGGAGCUCGACAAGAGCAGGAAGAGCCAUCAGGCGGGGGGUUCCCUUGCCGCGAUCCAAUCACCGCGGAAUAUCGACGAUCUGGACACUCUGCGACGGUACGUGCUGCAAGCACGCGAGAUGGUGCAUGAGAAGGACGAGGAGAUCGAAGAGCUUCACAGGCUGAUGCUGGAGCAGCGGACAGUGCUGGAGAGAGAGAUGUCGUCCAAGAUGAAAGUGAUUAUGGAGGACAUGGAAGGACAGGUAGGGGGCUCGGGUGCAGCCAGCGGCACUGGCAGCAAGACGAAGAAAGGAGGAAAGAUCUCUGCAGCGCGAUAUGAGGAGAUGGCGUCUGAGAAUGCGCGCCUCAAGAUGCAGAUCCAAGAGCUUCGUAAUGCCCUUUCAUCUGCUACAAGAAGAUCUACAAACUUCCUCAGCGGAGGCUCAGCUAAGGUACGAGGCGUGCGAUGA